Chroicocephalus ridibundus (black-headed gull) is the source of this 1038-nucleotide messenger RNA. RefSeq names its product HIV-1 Tat interactive protein 2 (gene HTATIP2). Gene Ontology annotation, biological process: import into nucleus. Bases 43 to 747 code for a protein of 234 amino acids. The record is from RefSeq and is a predicted model, not a curated record. The transcript is spliced from 5 exons. NCBI's taxonomy places the organism in Eukaryota, Metazoa, Chordata, Aves, Charadriiformes, Laridae. Gene Ontology annotation, cellular component: cytoplasm.
CGCCGCCGCCGCCGCCGCGCCGCCUCCCGCUGCUCCGUCGGCAUGGCGGCGGCGGGCAGUGACAGCGGCGGUAGGGCCUGCUUCGUGCUGGGCGCCUCGGGGGAGACGGGCCGGGCGCUGCUGCGGGAGCUGCUGUCUCGGCAGCUCUUCGCCAGGGUGACGCUGGUCGGGCGGCGCCGGCUGAGCCUGGGCGAGGAGACGGCGGCGGCCGUGGAGCAGGCCGUGGUGGACUUCGAGCAGCUGAGCGAGCACGCCGCCGCCUUCCGGGGACACGACGUCGGCUUCUGCUGCCUGGGCACCACCAGGGCCAAGGCUGGAGCGGACGGCUUCGUCCGCGUGGACCGCGACUACGUUGCGCAGGCGGCGGAGCUGGCACGGGCAGGGGGCUGCAAACAUUUUGUCCUGCAGUCCUCCCAGGGGGCAAACCAGGACAGCUGCUUCCUCUACCUCCGCGUGAAGGGAGAGGUGGAGAACCUGGUCCAGUCUGUUGGUUUUGAUCGGUGUACCAUUCUCCGGCCAGCGGUGCUGCUGUGCAAGCGCCGGGAGUCCCGCCCCGCAGAGUGGAUGGCCCAGCAGUUUCUGGGUGUUGUGGCUAAGGUCUUCCCCACCGCUUACUCGGUGCCUGUGGAAACGGUGGCCAGGGCUAUGGUGGCCAGUGUGCUGCAGCCGGGCAAAGGGAAGGUGGAGGUGCUGGAGAAUGCGGCCAUCCACGAGCUGGGAAAGACAGUGCCACAGGAGGGCACGUAGAGUGAAAGGGAAGGGCAAGAAAGGGCUUGAUUCACUGUGCAGAUGCUCCUCUGGGCCGAGGAUGAAUGCACACGUGGGACAGGAGCGGGGCGCUUGCAUGGCUAAUGAGGUAGAGGUGCACUUCGUAUGGCAGCUGAUUCUGUCAAGUGAUCAAAACUGCGGGUGCUGGCUGGUGGGUGAGGAGGAACAAUGUGCUCUGCUGCCUGAAUCCAGCAUGCAAAUCUGGGUAAAAAUGGUGUAAUCCAGGCAAUUUCUUGAAUCCAGGCCUCAAAUAAAAUGGUAUGACUGGUC